Bufo bufo (common toad) is the source of this 2417-nucleotide messenger RNA. Its product is annotated as Fc receptor-like protein 5. Gene Ontology annotation, biological process: cell surface receptor signaling pathway. The record is from RefSeq and is a predicted model, not a curated record. NCBI's taxonomy places the organism in Eukaryota, Metazoa, Chordata, Amphibia, Anura, Bufonidae. The transcript is spliced from 6 exons. The coding region runs from base 176 to 1354 and encodes 392 amino acids. Gene Ontology annotation, molecular function: transmembrane signaling receptor activity.
CCAUGUGCAAGUGCACAGUGGAAAAUCCUAUACAAUACAAAAUGCUAAAACAUCACACAGUGGAAAUUACGGAUGUCAGACCAGUACUGGAGAAAGAAGUGACCCCGCUAGACUGGAUGUUAGUAAUGAUUAUCUCAUCCUGCAGACCCCUCUAUAUGUCUAUGAAGGAGAUGCGAUGACGUUACGAUGUCACCACUGUCCUGGAUAUGGAGGAAGACAGACAACGUUUUACAAAGAGAACAAAGACAUUACAGACGGGAGCACUGAUAAGGAAUUUAAUAUUAGUAAUGUAGACAGGACAAGUGACGGGAAAUACAAAUGUACAAAAGAAGUCUAUUAUCGUUCAUCGUCUGCAUAUGGAGCUGAAGCUUCUGUAUCUGUAGAAGAGCUGUUCACAACUCCGACCAUAAAAGUGACCCCACAUCCUGUUUUUGAGAAGAAUAACAUGACCCUAAAAUGUGAGACAAGUCUCUAUCCUUCCAGACAAAACACACAGAUACAAUUUGCUUUCUACAUAGGAGGACGAGUUGUUCAGGGAUUUGGUGACAAGGACAUCUAUGAUGUCUCCAUGGUACAGCUGGAGCAUUCUGGGAAAUAUUCAUGUGAAGUGCAAACCACAGAUGGAAGAGUGAGGAAGAGAAGUGCAGAGGAACCAAUCCAGAUAGAAGAGCUAUUCUCACAUCCAAAUAUAAAAGUGACCAGUGAAUUUUUCGAAGGAGAUGCCUUGACCCUGACCUGUCCCACAACUCUUAAUCCAUACACAAAGCCUACAGAAGUGCAGUUUGCCUUCUACAGAGAUGGACAGAUGGUAGGGGAAUUUGAUUCAUCUAAUAAGUAUGAAGUUCAGACGGCUCACCUGGAGCAUUCUGGGAAUUAUACCUGCGAAGUAAAAUCCUUAACACACCCUACAAGGAAGAUCAGUAAUUGGUCUAAAAUAUUGGUAAAAGAGAGUUUAUCAUCUGGAGACAUCAAGAUCAACCACAGCCUCACCAGGAAUGAUACUUGUGCACUAGGUUUGUUGUGCGUCGUGGACAAACGAGAUGUGACUAUAACAUGGAGUACUGCACAGAGCGGCCACAUUAAUAUGACCGGAGGGGUCCUGUAUGUACCUCCCAGUGAUGUGAACCUCAACUAUACCUGCACCGCACGUAACCCUGUCAGUAAUGUCUCCAAGACUGUGAUCCCCGGGGAAUACUGCAGGAAAGAUUCUUCCUUGACAAGAAAAAACCAUAAGGAUCUCGGUAGAUUACAUAUGAUACGUUGGGUGUUAUCCGGCGUUGUGUUAUUCAUCACCUGCUGUGUCUUUAUUCAUCACGUAAAGAGUGAAGUCAUACAACCCUCUGGUAGAUGCUGAAGACAUUUAUUCCAUUAAGUGUGCCUUAUUGGAGGAAAGUGACUCUCUGUUCUCAAAGUUAUUUUCUUAUUCUACUAUAAAGCAGAAAGAAGACAUUUAGCAUUUCUUUAUCUUUCACUGUGCUUGGUAUCGGAGCUCAGCUCUUUUCUCUUCAAUGGGGCUGAGCUGCACCUAGGCCAUGUGACCAGUGAACGUGACGUCACAUGUCCUAGGAAAGCCGGAGAAGGCCGUGGCACUACUGCGAGUGCCGAUGCUUUCUCACACAGCUGAUCUGUGGACCCCCACCAAUCAGAUACUGAUGGUCUAUCUAGAGGAUAGAAUUCCAGAAAACCCCUUUAAUAGUUAAAAUUUUUGGAUGUGAGGAUGCUUUUUAUGUUUAUUUUUUAUUGUCUUUUUUAUAUAAAAUUGUGAAAGGGGAUGAUUUUUUUAAAUAUAUUAGUUUUUCUAUAAACUUUUUUCUUUUUUUUCUUACUGUCAUUUUUAUUCCCCUUAGGGGACAUCAACAUGCAAUCUUUUGUUUACUUGUCUCAUAGACCACAAAAGAAUGCUAUGGAAUUUUCACAGGUUGCCUGUCUGGCCGCAAUUUUCAGGCAGCUCAGUAUAACAGCACUGGGAGCCUUCACAAGACCCCAGCUUGUCAUGGUAAAUGAUUGGAACCCCAUGAUUUUGCCGUGAGAGCUCCGAUCUGGGGACCGGAGGAACGCCACUCCUUCUGUCUAACCCCACAGAUGACACAAUCAUUAUUGACAGAAGCAUCUGAGGGGUUAAAUGAAUGAGAUCAGAGUCAUCAUACAGCUUGUACCCGUCGUCUAUAGAGUAAGCUCAGUAUGUGAGCUCCAUGUACAGCAUUAUGCAUAAAGGGGUUAAACAAAUAAUAUCAAUAGCAUAAUUCGGUGGAAUACUGUAUGACAUAAAUAAAGAACUUUUGACAGCGAUACGUUGUGUAGUUUUAUAAUGGGCCCACUUUGCCCAAAAAAUAAUAUUGAAAUCCAAAUUAAUGCUCAAGAUUUUACAGAAAUUAAGGAAAGUAAUUAGUCCUUGUACGCCAUUUAACCCCUUAGUA